GUCUCCGCCCUCCUCUCCUGACAUGGCGGUCCCCGCAGAACCCUGCGGCCUCACGGACGAGGCAGCCUAUGGCGCCUGCUCGGAGCCGGAUGCCAGCACCAAGGAUUUUAUAUUUCAGCAGACAAUGUUAAGAGUAAAGGAUCCUAAGAAGUCAUUGGAUUUUUAUACAAGGGUACUUGGAAUGAUACUGCUUCAAAAAUUUGACUUUCCUACUAUGAAGUUCUCACUCUAUUUCCUGGGGUAUGAAGAUAAAAAUGAUAUCCCGAAAGAUAAAGCUGAGAGAACACCUUGGACCUUCUCUAGGAAAGCUACACUUGAACUGACACACAACUGGGGCAGUGAAAAUGAUGACAGUCAGUCUUACCACAAUGGCAAUUCAGAUCCCCGGGGAUUUGGACACAUUGGAAUUGCUGUUCCUGAUGUUUAUAAAGCUUGUAAGAGGUUUGAAGAACUAGGAGUGAAAUUUGUGAAGAAACCAGAUGAUGGUAAAAUGAAAGGACUUGCAUUUGUUCAGGAUCCUGAUGGCUACUGGAUUGAAAUUUUGAAUCCUAAACACAUGGUGACUCUCACUUAGUUCUAGCAAAGUAUAUUGUAUAAGAGACUUACUUUCAGAUUCCUGGAGAAAAUCUGUAACAGUGUUUGAAAAUUGCUUAAUAGAGAGGAAUCAGUCACGUUCAGAGUCUCCUCCAAAAAUAUCCCCUGGGACCUAACUUGGAUUCCUUUUCUCUUCUCCUGUGAUGCCAUUGCCAAUUGUUUCCAGUUAGGAAUACUCAGUCAUUUUCUGGAAGAGCACUUACACAGAUUCUCCUCUUGAACAUUGUUCAUGUUAAUAUUUCAAUAAACACUGUCAAAAGAUA
Molecule: messenger RNA, 857 nt
Organism: Taeniopygia guttata (zebra finch)
Lineage: Eukaryota; Metazoa; Chordata; Aves; Passeriformes; Estrildidae
Gene: GLO1
Product: glyoxalase I
Molecular function (GO): lactoylglutathione lyase activity; metal ion binding
Source: RefSeq, marked provisional